GUCCAAGAUCUGAUAAAAAACCUGCUAGUGAUUAUACUACUUGUCCUAGGUGUCUGAAAACUGUUACCAAGGCAAAUUCUCGCAAGCAUUUUUCUAAAUGUAUUAAUACUAAACUAGAAGGAUCACGUUCUUAUAAAUUUCUUGGCCGCUAUGUAGAAGGGCGCGUUCAUAGUGCCGCAAGUGAUACAUUGAGUUUAGUCAUUUUUCCAGUGUUCGAGGAGGACAAAAUUGUUCGUUUGAUCAGAUAUGAUUGGCUAAUGAUUUUAUACGGCAACAAAUUAUGUAUAAAGCAUACACCACAUUACCAGCAUAAUUUAAUCCGUGCAAAACUACGAUUAGUGGGUCGUCUCUUAUAUGCUGCAAAAGAAAUAAAUCCUGAAAUAAAAGAUCUAGCGUCACUUUAUACUCCCGAAUAUAUCGAUACAAUUGUUAAGUCGAUUGAAGUAGUUGCUAAAAUAAAUCGGUUAGAAAAUUCUUGUGGGGCACCUUCCUCGGCAUUGAAUUUAGUAACAUAUCUAAAACACAUCAGAAAAAUAUUAGAGAGUGAACUUGCAAAACAAAAUGACAAGGAAGGUCUAGACCGAGUCGCAAGAUUUGAAAAAGUUUAUUGCAUUGAAAUGCCGGAUUCUAUAAAUAAAAUUGCAAUGGAGGCUCAAAGUAAAUUGAAGAGACAAAAAGUCGUGAUACUGCCUAUGACUGAAGAUAUUAAGAAAUUAAUUAAUUAUUUAAAAAAUGAACGAAAAAAAUGCUUCGAUAAAUUAAAGACAUGUUUUAAUCUCUCAGAGUGGCUUAAUGGUUUGAAGCUCGUUGCAGUUUAUCUCCUCGUAUUUAAUCGUAGACGAGUUGGUGAUAUCCAAAAUAUACUUUUGAGUGACUUACAACAUAUAGAGUGUAUUGACAAAAAAGCUGACUCUGAAGAAUUUAACUUAUUAGAUGAUAUCGGUAAAAAAAAUUGCUCAAAAAUUUUUCAGGAUCGCCAUUAGAGGUAAAAAAAAUCGUACUGUAGCAGUUAUAGCAGGUGCUGAUAUAAUUGAAGAGAUCAACAUAAUAAUUAGGCAUCGUCUUAGUGCAAACGUGCCUCUUAAAAAUGAAUUUUUAUUUGGGUUGCCUAAUUCUAUUGAUGGUCGUAUAAGAGUCGUAAACAUUUGUAAAGAAAUGAGAACUAUUUCGAAAUUAUGUGGAGCGAAAAAACCAGAUUUACUUCGCGGAACCGGCCUUCGGAAGCAUGUAGCUACGAAAUGUAUCGAACUUGAAUUAAAUGAUAAUGCGCUUGGUGAUGUAAUUAAUCAUUUGGGUCAUUCUGAAAAGAUCCACCGCGAUUUUUAUCGACAACCAAUUAAAUCCAAAACAAUCGUUCAAGUUGCCAAAGUUUUGGAGGCAGUACAAGGUGAUGUUGACUAUGAUUCAGAUGAAAAUGUCGAUGAUCUUAGUGACUUCAUUGAAAUUCCGGGUAGUGUACCUAAAAAUGGCUUACAAAAAAAGUCUAAAGGAACACAUGUUUAUGUUUCACAGCCAUCCUGUUCGAAUGAUAAUACUGAGCUUGCUAAUGAGUAUGAUUUGCAUGAUUUAGAACCUUACUUAGGUACAAAUACGGUCAUUAUUGAAAAUAUGAAUGAUGAUAUUCCAGAAGGUUUGAGUUUAUCCACAGAUACUGAUGUUAACCAAAAAAUAAUUAAAAAAAAUUGUGAAAUGACUGAAAAAAUGGAAAAAAAGAGAUGGACUGAAAAUGAAAAACAUAUUGUGUGUUCGGCAUUUAGUCAUCAUUUGCAAGCUGGCACUUUGCCACAUUUAAAAGAUAUUGACAAUCUUAUGGAACAGCAUCCGUGUUUGCAAAGUCGAUCUAGACAAUCAAUCAAAACCUGGAUUUCGAAUCAAUUCAAAACUCCUUCGAAACCAAUAUUCAGUAAGCUCAAAAUAAUUGGUAAUGAAGCUGUGCGAUUGAACUUGACAAAAGUAAUAAAAGACAAUAGUGACAAUACUCCACCACUUGCUUAAAUCGAUUAUUUCUAAUUUUAUUUAAGUUUCAAUUAAAUUAGAGUUUUUUCAUGUAUCACCUUACUUUUGUUCUAAGAGGACAUAUUUUAUACGCCAAUUUGACUUUAAAAGCUCUUUAGAGCCAAAACGGCCUAUAAUGUUUUCGUUGCCAAUCGUUUAAUGAAUUUAUUUAAUA
Microplitis demolitor is the source of this 2170-nucleotide messenger RNA. RefSeq lists its product as uncharacterized. Bases 934 to 1995 code for a protein of 353 amino acids. The transcript is spliced from 2 exons. The record is from RefSeq and is a predicted model, not a curated record. NCBI's taxonomy places the organism in Eukaryota, Metazoa, Arthropoda, Insecta, Hymenoptera, Braconidae.